CUACCGUGUCUCGAAAAGUGCACUCAUGCAGGCGCUCGACAAAAUAUGGUUUAUCGACAUGCCAACUCCGGUGGAGUGGCACCCCAAAUGGGAGACUCAUCGUAGAGACAACCAGCGUGGCAUCCUUUCGGAUGUUGUCGCCAGCCGCAACAAAAUUACGUUCAAAUUCGACCACGAACUGCCCCCCAUGAACCAGGAGCAUGAUAACACCAUCGACUUGACGCCCAUCGAAUCUGACCUCCGCCGCUACCUCGACCUCGUGAACGGCCUGCAUGACAUAUGUCGAACGAUUGCAUCUGACACUACAAGCUUUCAAACACUAUCCUGGCGGCACGUCUGCCUUACCAAUCACCUCGCAAACGAUUCCACGCCGUCUUCAAUCGACUACUUCCUCGACGUCGAGCGCGGCAUGGUCAUGUUCGCAUUAGCGUGCGUUUCAACCCUGCAAGCGGAACAGCAAAUGUCCCAACCAUCCCAUAACGAGAACUCCACCCUUUCCACUGUCAAAGACACUUGGCGUCGAGCUGCGGGGCUUUUUCAUGAAGCCGCCACAAGGUUGCCACCGUCGUUGUCCUUGCAUCCGUUUCUACAUGUGUGGGUUCAACUUUGUAUCGUCCACGCACAUGCAGUGGAAAUGCAACAUGUUCAAGACAAUGUUGACUCGUCGAGUGUUCAAGUGGCUCGAUAUCACUCGGCGCUCAGCCGUGGUGGCCAUUCUGCUUGUGUGUUGGCCCAGACGCACAUUGCUCACAUGCACGCGACCUCUACACCGUGCCAUCAGUUGCGGUGGUUGGUGUUAGCAUACAAAGUACUGUGCAAAGCCGCGUAUUGCAUGAACGAGGUCGUGUUGUACGAAUCCAAACCAGACAUUGCGCUGCUGUUUUGCGACGCUGUGAUCAAGUCCAAAUUGCCCAUGCCGCCACAGUAUCCCCAUCGCGGAUUUGUCUUUUUCACGAAACUGAUGCAAACCCUGGUCACGGCGCAUCAAACCGUAAUUACACGCGCCAUGGAUAUGAAAUCAAUUCUCCAGGACAAAGUGCCCCCCUCGACGCCGCCGCAACUUCGACCAGAACAUGUACAAGCGUUCCUUUCCAUUGAUUCGCUGCAACUCAAUUCCCUGCAGCCGGUCUUCCCGCCUGACUGUGUUGAUUCCGCGCGUUUAGCUGUUCGCGCUGCAUUUCUCGACCACAAUUUGUCAGCUCCGUCAAUUUCAUUGACAUCCGCUUCCACACCCUCCCUCAACUCUGCAACUCACGAAGCCCCAUUGGCAAUUACAAGUGUGGGACCUGUGCAAGUCUUGCCAAAGAUUGGCUCGGUUUCCCCUGUUCACUUCAACGCAGACUCAACGACCUCACGGGACAUUCGAGUCGCGAUGCGAGCUCACAACCUUGGCCUUCUCCCUGACUCAGUCGCAUCGUCAUCACAGCGGUCGACAGAAUGGGAGUACGGUGUUGAACCAUUCACUCCUCGGCAUGACGCUCGUCAGCUCGUGCGUGGUCUCUCGCUCCCCACGCUUUCACUUUCGACAACAUCGACAGACGAACCAAAUACGCCGCCAGUUGAUCCCUUCACCCACGACCCCACCUGUACUUCGACCAACGUUAGCGGCAGAAGGGUGGUUAACACCCAGCAAGAGAGUCCCCACAGCAGUCACAAUAGUGUCCACGAUUUGAGCUUCCAACACGACCCGCCAUUAACCCUUCAAGAGCUGGAUUGCCUCGUUGGAGCCAAACCUUCAAAACACGAUGGGUUCAAAGUCGCUGUCCAUACACCAUACUUCGAUGCCUCGUCGUCAUUGCUCCACCUUCAUAUCGAUCGAACAACAUCGCAUGGCGAGGCCACUUCGACCCCUAAACUCAACCACAACAUGGUCACAUCGAAGCGAAAGGCCUGUGCACUUUGCACACGCCAGUUUCCAGUAGUUAACCUCGUCGGAGUCGUGUUGAUGAAGCGCAUUCUGGAGCUGCGUACUGCAUGGGGUUUGACAACGGCUGGAACUGCCAAAUGUGCCCCGGCGUCGUAUUUGUACCGCGAAGUCCGGGUUUGCAUUCUAUGUAGCGACAUAUUAUAUGGUCUUGGACACAUGCCGACGGGCGAGGCAUUACCGCCUUCGACUGGCCAAGAAUCUCCAACCAAAUUGAUGUCGUCAGCCUCCACUCCAACAAUCGACACGAAGACCUCACGCCUUCCGCCUAGACCAGCAUCAUCUUCAUCCAUAAAGCGGAGCACCAGUAUCGGCAAACAUGUUCAGCAGCUGCGCAAGCAGAGCCUGUCCACUCAUACGUAUGCAACAACUGCAGCGACAACCCCAUUGACUUUUGUGGAAUGCAAUGGCAACAAUCCCAGCGCCAUUGCAAGCGAUUCGAAUCAAUUUGUCGACGAAAUUGGUUACAUGAUUCACCAGCGCAUUCUCAACGACGCGCUCUUACUCCAUGCUCCAUCGCAAGUCCAUCAUUGCGUGGAUUUGACGCAGCGCCGGCGGGGGGUCGUCGCGUCGCAAAGCUCUGUGCUGAUGCUGGGAAUUGCGUCGAAUGCCAUCAACCCCGUUGACACACAUCGAGGCAUCCACACCCGUGAAGAGCAAGCACCGUGGUGGGAAGUCGACUUGGGCAGCCACUGCGAUAUCUCGUCUGUGGAAGUGUGGAAUUGUGCCGACAGCGACCCACAAGUCGCCGCCCGGCUGUUUCCUUGCUACAUUCUACUUCUCUUGAAGCCAGGACACCGACGACCGCUUGUGGAACUUCUUGGCGUGGCUGUAGAUUCAACCAUGCUUGCUACCCCCAGUCAACCGUUGCGCUGGCGGCCAAAAAGUGGCAGCGUGUGCCGGUAUGUUCGGCUGGUGGUCGACAAACACACAUAUCUCCACGUGGAACGCGUGCAUGUGUUUGGGACUCCAUUCAAGGACGACCUGAUGAUACAACGCCAUUCCAUCAAGAAAAAACAGCCAUCAACUCGACCGGCCACGGCGGCAGCAACUCUGUCAACGCGACCAAAGACGCAUCUCACACCCCUCUGCAAGAAUUCUCGCAACCGCUUCGCGCCGACGACGACCGUGAUGACAGCCGACAUUUCUUCGAUUCCCAUGCAAUUUCAGCAAGAACGUCGCCGCACGGUCGGCGGUCCAACCUCUGCCAGACCAAAGAGCGCAGGAUUUCUAUUGCCCACAGAGUCGAGCCAUCGCCGGGAUCAACUCACUCAAGUAUUGCGUGAACAACUUGCACUGGAAGACCAACUUAACCACCCUUCUAUGCACCAACGCCCAACGUCGUCAUCGUCGUCCACCACUCCGCCACCAACCACUCCUUCAUAGUGCCAUUAGCAUUUUCGACGUAUUUAUCUCAAGAUGCCGUUUCGAAUCGAGGGAGACGUGCACGGUCCCGCAGACGUGAGCAUCACGUGGUCCUUCCAUUUGGCCACGCCGUUUUCGUCCGAUACCAGUCCCUAUCGACGUGCAUUCGCCCAUCACGCCAUUCAAUAGGAAUUCAAAUCGACGCACCUCGCCGGCAGUGACCAACACCUUCUUCUUCUCAACUUGGGCAGGCGUCCACGGCUCACCCGUCAACCCUUCGUACAUGACUCGCUCGCCGAUGCCAGCACCGGCGGGGGGUUCCACGAACGCGACGUUUUCCGACCCGUCUUCGUUGGUCGACACGGCACAUAGCACCAUUCCGUGGCUUUUAAACCCGACCAAGUUGCGCGGCUUGAGGUUGCACAUGACGAGGAGGCGGCGGCCUUGCAUCUGUUCCAACGUGUAGUGCUUGACAAGGCCGCUGGCAAUUUGGCGCGGUUCGUCUUCACCGACGUCGAUUUCUUCGCAGUAGAGCCUAAUGCCACAACACAUGAACGUUCCGC
Molecule: messenger RNA, 3852 nt
Organism: Aphanomyces invadans
Lineage: Eukaryota; Oomycota; Saprolegniomycetes; Saprolegniales; Verrucalvaceae
Exons: 11
Coding region: 26-3310 (1094 amino acids)
Source: RefSeq, a predicted model, not a curated record